This is a messenger RNA of Sinocyclocheilus anshuiensis, 3128 nucleotides long. RefSeq names its product myocyte-specific enhancer factor 2A-like. The record is from RefSeq and is a predicted model, not a curated record. Gene Ontology annotation, molecular function: histone deacetylase binding; protein dimerization activity; DNA-binding transcription factor activity, RNA polymerase II-specific. Bases 527 to 1912 code for a protein of 461 amino acids. Lineage: Eukaryota; Metazoa; Chordata; Actinopteri; Cypriniformes; Cyprinidae. Gene Ontology annotation, biological process: cell differentiation; positive regulation of transcription by RNA polymerase II. The transcript has 14 exons.
AGGUCUCUGAAGGACACUGGUGUAGGAGGGAGGAGCUGGGAGCUCAUCCAGCAGCGCGUGCACGAGAGCAAGAAUGACUCGGGAUAACACAGUGCACAUCAAUACUCAUGCUUGAAUCCAUCCGCUCGGUUUGCGCUCCUUUUGUCUUUCUCCAACUCUGAACGCGCCCGGCUGAAGAUGGAUAUAGAAACAACAGAGUUGAUAGAUCAUAUGUAAGGCAUCUCGUUGGUUGCCCUGGUAACUGUGGAGAUGAGCGGGAAGGUGUGAAAGUGAAGGAAUACGGGUGUUGUUCCUUUGUCUUCCAUCAGAUCUCAAGAUCUGCUCCUUCACUGGGAACAUCAGGCAGGAAUUCUCUAAAAACAGGCUUACUGAGUGAGGAGUAAAUGCAAGCAAAAGUUCUGGUGUGGUGAAGAAUGCAGAGAGAAGGUGUUUUCUUACGAUGCAGUAAAACCAAAAAAUAAUCUACCAUAAUCACUGGAAAGUAAAGAGGAAUUUGAUUAGCAAAGAGAAGCAAAGUGAACUGACAAUGGGGCGAAAGAAGAUCCAGAUUACCCGCAUAAUGGAUGAGAGAAACAGACAGGUGACGUUCACAAAGAGGAAGUUUGGUCUGAUGAAGAAGGCGUAUGAGCUCAGUGUUCUGUGUGACUGUGAAAUAGCCCUGAUUAUCUUCAACCGCUCCAAUAAGCUCUUCCAGUACGCCAGCACAGACAUGGACAAGGUCUUGCUCAAGUACACAGAAUACAACGAACCUCAUGAGAGCAGAACCAACUCGGAUAUUGUAGAAGUGCUGAACAAGAAGGAACAAAGAGGUUGUGACAGCCCAGAUCCAGAAGCUUCAUAUGUCCUCACGCCUCACACAGAGGAGAAAUAUCAGAAGAUUAAUGAAGAGUUUGACAACAUGAUGAGAAAUCACAAAAUUCCGGCUGCUUUGGGUCAGCAGAGCUACUCGAUACCGUUGACUUUGACCGUCACAAACCCCACCACCCUGUCCUACAGUACAGACAGCUCUCUGGACACCCCAGUGUCCCUCAGCGGGGCUAACAUACUGUCUCUGUCCUCCAACUCCCUCCAGAGCAACAACAGCACUGCUGUCAUGGAUGGCAUGCCAGGUUCCUUAGACGUCACUCUUCCAAAUGGUCUGCACUCCAGUCAUGUGGCCAAUGGAUUUGUUGGCAGUUCAGAAGGAAACCAUAUGGGAAGAGUUUUUUCUGCAAAUUCUCAAGCGUCGUCUACAGUGGGCCGCAAACCUGAUCUCAGAGUGCUCAUUCCUCCUGUGUGCAAGGGCACUGUCUCUUCACUGCCGCAAGAGGAAGGAGAGGAACAUUUGCAAAUAGACAACUCUCAGUCCAGCCAAUCACUGACCACGCCUGUGGUAUCCGUGGCAACCCCCAGUCUGCAUCCUCAGGGCCUUGUGUACUCAGCCAUGACCUCAUCAUUCAGUACAGAUUUUGCCUUGAGCAGUACAGAGCUCAGUUCUUUACACAGCUUCAGUUCACCAGAUGCUGUCACAGCAGCACCAGGGUCUUCAUGGAAACACAACCAGCAUGGUCAGCCAGGCUUCAGUGCUCAGAGAACCACACAACCUCAAGUUCAGGCCUCUGACUUUUCCACCAACUCCAUCAGCAUCAAAUCAGAGCCCAUCUCCCCUCCCAGAGAGCAUGCCGGCCACUCGAUCUACCCCACCAUCCACACCAGGCCUCGGCCCAACUCCAGACAAGAAGUGGGACGCUCUCCUGCCGAGAGCUUCAGCUCUUCUGGGAGUUCAUAUGAGGGUAGUGACCGUGAGGACCAGCGGCUGGACUCUCACACAGUCGCCGCUACAUCAGGACAAAGCAGUCGAUCAUCACCAGAGACAGAGAACCAGGAAGAUCCCUCAGUCAAACGCAUGCGCACAGAGAGCUGGGUAACUUAGGAUGGCUUUUUAAAAUUACAUUUCGGAUAUGCAGACUGCUGUUGUAGCACAUGUAGUGCAACAAACAUAAAGGGCUGCUUUAGAAGUGUGAAGAAGUGUCUCUGAAAAAGAAAUACAAAGACAGUUAUUGUAAAUGUGUGCGUUCCGUUUGUAUUGUUUUAGGAUUUUAAUAUUGAUAAAAAUCUAAGUUAUGAAGUGUCUGACACAUUUUUGUCAAUAGAGGGUUAGCUGUGCUGCAUUAUUUGCAGUAAAUAAUUUUUUGCAAGCCAAAUGUGUUAUUUUAUCUUUUGUAUGUUUAUCUGAAUCCUCAAUCAAAGCCAUAUAAAUAUUGAUAGGGAUUUACUAUUUGCUGUCAUUUAGUGUAUGAGUUUGAUGCCCUAGUGAUCAUCAUUUUUAAAAGACAUUUCAUUUUGUUUCAUUUUUGUGCUAUAGGAAAAAAAAAACUGUUUGAAAUGGCAAACGUAAUCUUCCGUGGAGUGUUUACUUGUCUGUCAAGUUUUAGAUGAACCUCAGGUAUCUUGCAUUUCAAUCAUCAACUGGCAGCCAAAUGACACUUUGUUCUUUCAAGAUUUGUGGAGAACAGGUGAUAAAGUGGCCCAAAAAUGAUUGAUUCAUUAGAUUUAUUAAUGUAACCAACCACCUUGCAAACGACGUGGUGGGUGAUAAAAUUAGCUAAUCAUAAAUUUGACUUUUGUUCUUAAAACCACAAUCCCUCUAUAAGAGAACACACUAUAAAACAUGUCAUAUUCACAAAAAAAAUAUCUAAAUAUUUGUGAAUUAGAUGUUUAAUAUCAUUUACGCAAUGUGAAUACUGAUACUACCUGAAAAUACCUGAUUACACAAGCAUUUAAAAAUAUAUGAAAAGUAUUUAAAUGUCUUUUAUAGUGUUUUUAUCCAUUAUUCUGAUUCUGCUGAAUGUGAUGGGGAUGCUGUAAAGGAACAGUCGAGCUUUAUAGCCAUUUUCUAGUUGUUUUGUGAACAUUAAACUCACAGUCUCCGAUGAGACGUUUAGGUAUUUUGCUGCCAAUACCAGGUUUUAUUUGACAGCUGUUGCUCUUUACUGACACAGGAUGUUUGUUAGGCCAAUGCCUUUAAAAUCUUCCUUCAUGCCAUAAAAUCACUUUUCUCUGACGCCAAUGCAUUCUGUGGAACUCUAUUAGUUGUCUCAGUUUUUUCUCAAAUCAAGCCGACCCCUUUAUUGUUAGUAAACCUGUUA